AAGCGUCAAAUACGUUCCAUUAUAUUCUUUUGCCAUAACUAUAAAAAUCCAUAAAGAUUUGAACUUUUUCAAGAUUUAGGGCUUAAUUUCAUCUGGGUAUCCAUUAAUCUCAAAACCCCAAUUGUAUUUUCUUCUGGGUUUUAAAAGGUUUUUUUUUUUUUUUUAUUAUUAUUAUCUUUUUGAUUUUUUGGGGGGGUUUUGGAGUAUGACGGUUGGGGAGCCAAGGAAUGGUAGGGAUGUCAUGUACGACGCCGUUUCUGGUGCUUCUGCAGGUGCUAUUGCCGCAACAAUUAUGAGCCCGCUAGAUGUGAUUAAGACGAGGUUGCAGGUUUAUGGCCUCCCUGAGGGACCAAGAAAUAAAGGUAGCGUCAUUGUCACAAGCCUACAAACCAUUAUUAAAAAGGAGGGGCCGAGGGGAUUAUAUCGGGGUCUUUCACCGACAGUAGCUGCACUACUUCCAAACUGGGCGGUUUAUUUCGCCGUUUACGGGGAACUCAAAGAGCUUCUUGAUUCACAUGUAGACAAAAGUGGACAUCUUUCUUUUGGGGCAAACAUGAUAGCUGCUUCUGGUGCGGGAGCCGCCACUGCAAUUACCACAAAUCCGUUGUGGGUUGUUAAGACAAGGCUGCAAACACAAGGAAUGAGAGAGGGUGUGAUACCUUAUACAAGCAUAUCUUCGGCGUUGAGGCGUAUCAUUCGAGAGGAAGGCUAUAGAGGGUUGUACAGUGGACUCCUACCUUCUCUUGCUGGAAUUAGUCAUGUUGCUAUACAGUUUCCUGCCUAUGAGAAGAUUAAAAAUUACUUGGCUGACAGGGAUCAUACAAGUACUAACGAUUUAAGUCCCGGGAAACUUGCAAUUGCCUCCUCAAUGUCUAAAGUCCUUGCUUCAUUAUCGACAUACCCGCACGAGGUGAUUCGCUCAAGACUUCAAGAACAAGGGCAUGUGAAAAACCCUGAAACGCAUUAUGCCGGUGUUAUUGAUUGUGUAAAGAAAGUUUUCCGGAAAGAUGGGGUGGCUGGUUUCUAUAGGGGUUGUGGAACUAAUCUCUUGAGAACUACACCAUCUGCCGUCAUUACUUUUACAAGUUAUGAGAUGAUUAAUAGAUUCUUGCAGCAUGUUUUACCUCCGCACAACACCCCUAAAAAACCAGAUAACGGUCAGAUGAAACCACCUCGAGAAGUGACAUCAAAUGAUAUCAACGACGUUAAGACAUCCAAUAUGAGAUCUAAUCAUGCUACAAGAACGCUUUGAGAAUGAUCUCAUGUGAUGGAUGUUAUAAUAAUGUCAAUGGAAGCAAUUUGAUGAUGAUGAUGAUGAUGAUGAAUAAUUGUAGGUGACACCAUUUACUUCUCAUAGUUUUGUCCUUUUUGUUCAAAAUAAAAGUAGUUUCUAUACAUUUCUUGUUGGUUGGAUUUUAUUGGUUGGUUUAGGAAGAGUUUAGUUCAGGUUAGCCUAGUGUUUUUUUCCCCCUGGAGGAAUGGCUGAUUACAGAAAAUUAUACAAAUGUUAUAGCAUGAUGAAGAAGCUAACUCAUACACCUUCUGUUGUUCUGGAUUUGUAAUUUUUCUGUUGGAUAAGUGUUCAUCUAUGUUUGUCUUUUUGGUAUCAAAA
Erigeron canadensis is the source of this 1612-nucleotide messenger RNA. Its product is annotated as nicotinamide adenine dinucleotide transporter 1, chloroplastic-like. Gene Ontology annotation, biological process: NAD transmembrane transport. Bases 206 to 1252 code for a protein of 348 amino acids. The record is from RefSeq and is a predicted model, not a curated record. Lineage: Eukaryota; Viridiplantae; Streptophyta; Magnoliopsida; Asterales; Asteraceae. Gene Ontology annotation, molecular function: NAD transmembrane transporter activity. The transcript has 9 exons.